Molecule: messenger RNA, 1752 nt
Organism: Monomorium pharaonis (pharaoh ant)
Lineage: Eukaryota; Metazoa; Arthropoda; Insecta; Hymenoptera; Formicidae
Product: dnaJ homolog subfamily C member 4
Exons: 4
Coding region: 132-758 (208 amino acids)
Source: RefSeq, a predicted model, not a curated record
GACGUUUUUUUUUGUAUAAAAAAUGGCGGCGAUCAUCUGACAGAUGGUUUGUCUGAUCUGUCAGUGCGUGAAAUGUUUCGAGUUUUCGAAAUGAUUUGUCGUUUUGUUUAGAAACAUUGCAUUGACGAAUAAUGGCACAAUAUUUCCGAGUGUGCAAACCCGAAAUUUGUUGCGUAACCAGAAGUUAUGGAACUUGGAGGUGCCAGCAGAAUCAUUAUGAAAUUUUAAACGUUUCUCCCGAUGCAUCACAGAAAGACAUCAGACAAGCUUUUAUCAGAUUGUCGAAACAACUGCAUCCUGAUACAAGUGGAAAACAAGGUCAUUCUGAUUUUGUGAGGUUGAAUGAGGCAUAUAAGAUUCUGGGAAAAGAAAAUACGAGACGCCAAUAUGAUUUUUAUUUGAAAUAUAAUAAAUAUAACCCAUCUUAUACAUCUAAUCCACACAAUAUGCGAUAUGGGAGUCAAUGGGAAUAUGAAGUACGUACAGCAGGUGGACCAUGGCCACCACCUCCGCAAAAGCCAAACGAAUACUUUGGUCUUCUAAUAGCCCUUGCAUGUUUUGGAUUAGGAUUGCUACAAGUUAGUUUCAUGCUCUAUUCUAUAAAAGUGCGGAAAGCAGUAAUUUUGCGAAAUACUCAAAUAGAGUAUGAAUACCAACAAAUUCGAAAAGCGGCACUUGUUAGACACAAUAAUCAAUAUACUAUAAAAGAUAUUAAUUCACCAGAAGAUCUUAAUGAGUACCUGAGUAAAGAGAGAUAAAAUUAUUGACAAAUAUUAGCAAAAAUUCUAUUAAAAGUUAAAAAGUUAUUAGAAAUAUCACUUAUUAGAAAUAUCAGUGUUUUUCUUUUCGCUCCUUAGCCUUUUUCUUCUUAAUAUACUAAAAAUAAUAAAUCCUACCACUGUAGGUUUUAUACAGAGAUGGUUUUGUGUACUUUUAAAUUCUUUUUAUAAUAACUUUUUUAUCUACCACAAUAAAGAAAAUUUAAAAACGUGAAACACUAAACCUAUAUAAUGAAAUUCCGAAUGCUCUUUUCCAAUAUCUCAAUUGUGUUGUUGAGAAAAUUCUUAUGACAUAGUUUUUACACAUAUAUAGCAAAGAAAAAGUUGCAAUAAUAAGAAAAUUAUUUUAACAGUAUUGCAAUAUAUUUUGCAUAUUUUACAAUAUAUUUUGAAUGUCACUACGAGAAAAUAAAAUUUACAUUCUUUACAUUUACAAAUUUAAAUUAUAUACAUACAUAUUAUUGAUUACGUUUGCGUAUAAUAGGCAAUUUUUGGCGAUCGUUUGGUACAUGUACCAAGGUUGAUAUUGGUAGGGAUGGAGCUUAUCUUGAUACGAUGUACCACUAUCAUGUACCACUAUGAACGCUAAAACGGACUGGUUCUUUUCUCUUUUCUCAUACCGCAGAUUUGGAAAAAACUACCUUACUUCGUUGCAAGGUAUAGCUGGUAUCAACCAGAAAUGUACCAAAAUGGUUAGCCACGCCUUAACCAAAAAGUACCAAACACUCGAAAACGCUCUGGUACAUAUUGGUACACUUUGGUACAUGUACCAAACGAUCGCCAAAAAUCGCCUAAUAAUAUAACAAUUUUAUGCGCAUGUUGACGUACCUAUUCUAUCGCAAAUCUAAUGGAGUUUUUCGAAAUAACGUAUUUACAAUUAUUAAAUAUUACAUCAUUUAUAUAAUAUUACACUUGUAUGAUAUGUAAUUUUUAUAUAUGUAUUGUACAGUAAGUUAUAAAAUGUUUUCACUUA